This is a messenger RNA of Fraxinus pennsylvanica, 1578 nucleotides long. The record is from the annotation of a GenBank genome assembly. Lineage: Eukaryota; Viridiplantae; Streptophyta; Magnoliopsida; Lamiales; Oleaceae.
AUGAGCCUGGACGGAGUGGAGCUUCACCAAUUCUCUAGCUGUAGGCAGCUACCAACAGAAAACCCUGAAAAGAGUACAAGGAAUCAAGAAAUAGAGAGAGAAUGUUACAAGUCCUUUGCAAUUUCAACUGAUAAUCCGACACUACCUCCAGCUAAGAAGAAAAGAAAUCUUCCCGGCAAUCCAGACCCUGAGGCUGAGGUGGUAGCUUUAUCUCCAAGAAGUCUUAUGGCAACAAAUAGAUUUAUAUGUGAGAUUUGCAACAAGGGAUUUCAGAGAGAUCAGAAUCUUCAAUUACACAGAAGAGGACAUAAUUUACCAUGGAAACUAAAGCAAAGAAACAACCAAGAGAUAGUAAAGAAGAAGGUUUAUGUAUGUCCAGAACCAAGCUGUGUGCACCAUGAUCCUUCAAGGGCACUGGGGGACCUUACUGGUAUAAAGAAACACUUCAGCAGAAAACAUGGUGAGAAGAAAUGGAAGUGUGAAAAAUGCUCGAAACGUUACGCUGUUCAGUCCGAUUGGAAAGCUCAUUCGAAAAUUUGUGGUACCAGAGAGUAUAGGUGUGAUUGUGGAACACUCUUUUCGAGGAGGGACAGUUUCAUCACCCACAGAGCUUUUUGUGAUGCUUUGGCAGAAGAAAGUGCAAGAUCAAUGACACAAAUGAACCCACUUUUGUCUUCUCAACAAGGCACUUCAUCUACACCCCACCCACCCCCCCUCCAUGGCCUUCAACCAUUUUCACUCAAACAAGAACAACAUAUUUUCAGUUCGAGAACAGAAAUACCUCAAUGGAUGACAGUAGAAUCUGGUCUAGGUGCACCAUGUCCACCACCUAGUGAAUUAUUUAACUCCUCGUCAUCAAGGUUAGAACAGUCAAUUCUCCAUCAAGAAAACACAAACCCUAAAAAUCCCACAUUUUCUUCUGGUUUUAAUCCUUCUCAUCACAUGUCUGCAACUGCAUUGCUGCAAAAGGCAGCACAAAUUGGGGUUACAAUGAGCAGCAGCCGCACCAAAACAUGUACUGCUCAAUCAGAUCGAAUUUUUAGGGCCCACCUGGCUCACAUGGGUGCACCGGGAUACAGUGCUACAUCAUUGGCCUCAUCUACAGCUGGUGCUGGACUGGGUUUGUCCUCUUCACGUGAAGAGAUAGGAACAGGUUUUGUCAAUGUCACCUCAGGUUGCAUGGAACAACUUGUAGGUGCAACUGUGGGGGCCAAUUCUUCUAUGCUUCAUGAUAUGAAUAUAUUGACUUCUUUGGCUCCAAAUAGUGGGUUCGAAGGAUCAUCAGCCUUUGAGGAUCCUUUCAACAGAAUGUUGAACUCAAAACGAGACAAUAAUUUUCAAGGUAAUCUUCCAAAUCCUGGGACUUCACAUUUGAAUAUUGUAAGAAAAGAAGCCACCGCUGCUGGCGGCAGUGGAAGUGGAGGUGGAGUUGGGGGCAAUGAUGAAUUGACGAGAGAUUUCUUAGGUCUUAGAGCAUUCCCUCAUAGAGAUUUUCUCAAUAUGGCUGGUUUUGAUCAGAUGGGUUCUUCCUCGUAUGAUCAACAUACUCAUCAAAAUCAACCACCAUGGCAAAGUUAG